Molecule: messenger RNA, 8934 nt
Organism: Coturnix japonica (Japanese quail)
Lineage: Eukaryota; Metazoa; Chordata; Aves; Galliformes; Phasianidae
Product: rap1 GTPase-GDP dissociation stimulator 1-like
Biological process (GO): positive regulation of GTPase activity
Molecular function (GO): guanyl-nucleotide exchange factor activity; protein binding
Source: RefSeq, a predicted model, not a curated record
UGAAAGCAUUCAUUAGAGCUUUUCAUCUUUGCGAUAGCCUGUAUUACAAGCAAUUGCCACUUGAACUAUAGAUCUUUCGAGUACAUUUUGUUGUUUUCCUCUCUUUCAGCCUACUCUCUGAACUGUGACCUAAUCAAGUCAUGAAAAUACUUUAAGCUGCAAAGAAAUUCCAAAUUUAGUGUUCAACUUAUUACAAAACAAGCUCUCCUAGGAUUAGAACUGGAGUGAUCCUAUCAGAAUAUACGCUUAAUAGAAACUGACUACUGUGAAACAUUAAGCUCUGAUAGAUAUGGGUGCAGAACACACUGACCUCCAGAACAUAUUUCCAAGAGUUAAUUAAUGUGAAUUUAUAAGUAACAGAUCUGGAAGAAAAAUAUUAAGUUGCUCCAAUUGUGCAAAUUACUUUAUCUCUUAAAUACAACGGGCUUCUCAGAAAAGAAAAUCCAUAACUUGUGCAAUAUAAAAAAGCUGUAACAGACUUAAAAUGCAGUGAAUUCAUUACUGAACAUAUUUCAGUUUACCGCUAGUUAUGCAGCACAGCAAUCAUUACAUAGAUGAACAAAAAAUGACUUCCAGAAGUAAUUUUCAUAUGAACAAGCACAAAGGUUGAUGUUCCUGAAAGAUUAUACAGAUGACUUAUUCAAAUACAGUCAAAAAUUCCCAUAAAUUAGAGCAAAACAGAAUUGAGUCUAUUCAUUUCAUCACCCUGCUAAUAACACCAGUCAUCUGUUUUUUGUACAUCUGUUCAUUCCUUUCUUAGACUUCCAGGGAAAAGAAAGGCUCCAGAAAACUAGAAGUAAAAAAAAACCACCAUAGACAGAAUAGGCAGGAAAGAAAUUAUAUUUGAAUUCUAUUUAUUUCAGCGAAGGUGACAGAGGAAGCUUCGUCUGUCCCUUCACUCUUAAUGAAGAAUCCAUUCACCAUCAGCUCACUAAGAACCCAAAUAUGAAAAGCCCAGUGGUAGUAACCGCUUUUCACACGUCUCCGAUCUCAUCGUGCCUUCCAUUCUGACACACCAUCAGCUCACUAACGCUAUUGCACAGAACUGCACAAAAAGAUGGAACGAACCUGCUCAACCUAAAGGCCUCUUCAACAUACCACAAAUCUUAUCUGCAGAGUCAAACUCAGCACUUGAGAGGCUAAGAAUUGGGACAGCCAAGGGGGUAAUGGCUUGUUAACUGAGAUCAAUUUAUUGUAUCCUUCAGUGAAGAAGGUAGCUUUACCUGUCAGCAUCCACGUGGCAGCAGUCCUUCCUCCUUCCAAGUACAGGGACUUGACCAGUGGCCACGCUGGCAUGGCCACACACAUCACACAGCAUGCAUCAACACCUCUCAGCUCACAGAAAACAAGUUCAAAAAAUCUGAAGAAUAAAUACAGCAUCAGCGUCUUUAAAUAUUUCAGAGGCAUUUCAGGUGAUGAGAUGUGAAUUUUCACAGGCAUUCACAAAUCAUCAUGGUCUUUCCUCAUUAACCAGACUUCCUAAAUGAUUUUAUUUGCGUCCAGAUUAAAAGGUCUCCAGUGAUAUCCAUGGACUGUUCAGUACUAAAGAGGAUUUAUUCCUCUAAGCAAGAUACGUAAAUUAUUUGUGUAUCUGUACUAGACCACAUCUGUAGUUAUGUCAAAUGCUUGCAAUAUUAUUCAGCAUAUUUUUAACAUAGACAGAUGUGCUCAGCAUUCCAGGCCAAGAAAAGCACAGCAGCCAAAUUCAGCAAAGAUAUUAAUAAUGCUAAGAAAAACUUCAUGUACUGAAUAGUAUUUGAUUUACUAGCAAAUAAAGUAGGUAACCACAGCUAUAACAUACCUUGACAGUGACAGUUAUGACAACUUGCACACACUAAGUCAGACCUGAACUCUCCUGUAUUUAUAUGAGUUCCUAAGAUGACUUAGCUCUGCUAAGAAAGCUUAUUAACUUUUUGUUAAAUUAUUAAGUAAUGAUGAUGCAAGUACAUUUCCAUAUUAUACUACUCCUUUAUGUAACCACUUCAGAAGAAAACAUUUCUAAAAAACUAAUCCUAGCACCCCUUUAUCUUUUAUAAACAGGAAAAUUAAUAGGGACGUUAUUCAGUGGUCUCCCAGGGAUAGUUGGUUGAAAGCCAAUUAAUUGACUGAUCUACAUCUCAAAACUACAUCAGUGUGUCUGGGUUGCAUAAUAGUCACAUUGUAUGUGUAGCAGUCAAAGCAAAAUAAUGAGAUGUACAGAAAUGGAUGGCACUGCAGUUUUAUACAACUAAUUACCUCUUCCUGUAGACCUUCUACAGUGAUACAACUUCUCCCAUAUCUAAAGCGAUCAAAGUCUGUUUGACCUAGGAAAUAUAGUAUCUGCUCUAAAAGAGAAGCACAUUAGAUGGGGUCCUUCAGUAGGUUGCUACCUAUGGUAUCAGAAAGAUUCUAAUUCUCAUAUCAAGAAAGCUCAUCAGCCACUUCAUUGGUCAGACAGAAAGUCAUCCAUCACACACAUACUGACAACAGAGGAAAAAACUCAAUUUCAUUUAUGUUGUCUAGGGUCUGGGCUAAGACUUCCACCACUCAGACAAGAAUUAAGUAAUUAGUUUUUACUCUCCUUAGGAGAAAAUCCUUAAGGACUCUGCAUAUUUUUCAGGUAUGACAAACCUGCAUUGAUUUGAAUGCUCUGGUGAAUGGCUAUUUACUACUUUAAGGACAACUAGCCAUGCUUUUGAUGCAAAAAACCUAAUGGAACUGGCUGUUCUAAUUGCUGGUCUAAUAAAAGAUAAUGUGCAUACCUACAAAAUUAAUGGCUAGGCCACGUAUCAGGAAUAGAAUCUUAAUCCACGACUUCCUAUGUCUUACGCAAGCAUCUUUUUAUAGACAGAGAAGAUGAAAAUGCUUUCCUCUUUGCUUUGCCACCUGUGCUUCAAUUCAGCACAAAAUAGAAUAAUCAGCUGGAUAGACGCUGCAAUUUAAGCAGACGGGCAUUCCCAUAUAUUUAGACUGGGGCAGACUAAGCACCUUGUUAAAUCAAAACCUUGGCUCCCAAAGAUAUCCUCUCACGACUCCAGGAAACCAAGCAAAGCGUAAGCAGUUCCAAAUCUAUAACAAGUAUUGUAAGCACUCUUAUUGUUACAGAGCACAGAACCUUGAGCCUAAUCAAAGAGAGCGGGAUCUUCCUAACACUGGCAAAAAUCCUGAAAAGCAAACCGCGAUGUGCAGUAAAAGCAGCCCAGGUGCUUUCAGAGAUAGCUAAGAAUGAUGAAAUGAAGAAACCAUGUAUUGAAGCAGAUUUGGUUCUGACGUUGAUACCUUUUCUGGAAAGCACAGACCAAGAAAUGUUGCUUCACGCUGGGAGGGCUAUUGGUCGUAUCUGCUAUGAUAACCGUGACCUUCAGGAAGAGCUGGUGAGGGUAGGAGUCAUCCCAUCACUGGUCCGAAUAUUGACCGAUCAUGCAGAGAGUGAACCACUUGUCCACGUAGACCUAUUGGCCUUAUGCAAUCUUGCAGACCUUGAUACAGCUAAAGAAGCUCUAAGCAAGACAAAGGUCGCUGAACAGCUGGUGAAACAACUGAGAAGAGCAGAGAACCACGAGAGGUUAGAAAUCAUCUUUGAGGUCCUUCAAGCACUUGCAGAAAAUGAUGCUCUGAAAGUUCAGCUGGUGGAAGCAGGUGUGCAAGAGGUCCUGUCUGACAUCCUGCUGAGGCUCCAGGGCAGUUCACAAGCUGAAGACACGUGCGUUGUGAAGGCUACAUCCGAUCUCAUCGUCUCUCUGCUUCUUGGAGAUGGCAACUGUGUUCGAAUGGUACAGGUGGGAGUCAUACAUCAGCUUCUGGAUCUUUUGGAGAAACACGUGGAGAGCGAAGACAUCUCUGUUCAACAUGCAGCACUCAGUGCACUUCGAAACCUUGCUAUCCCAGUUGUAAACAAGGUUCAAAUGCUGGAGGAAGGCGUGGCAGAAAGGAUUCAGGCACUCCUACGGUCAGAGAUGCCUCCCGUGCAGUUCAAACUUCUUGGAACACUACGAAUGUUAGCAGAUGGCCAAGCUGAUGCGGCUGAAAUCUUGGGCCAAGACCCCAUGCUGCUCAACAGACUGGUGCAGUGGUGUGACGUCAGUGACCACACCGACAUUUGUGGAGAAGCAAAUCGGCUCCUGGCAUCGAUCUUGCGUCACAACAGAUCCCAAGAAGUGGUCAAAGCAGUGCAGGAGGCACAAGGAGUGAAGCACCUGGUUUCCAUGACCAUGAGUGAACAUCCUGCCAUGCAGAACGAGGCUCUGAAUGCCCUGGCAAUAGCAUCUGCUAUUGAUUUAGAAACCCUUGAAGAAUCUUUCAAGGAAUCCCAGCUAGUACAAAACUUACACAAACUUCUACAAGACGAUAAUACAAGUGCCGAGGUGAAAUAUAAUUCAAUGACUCUUUUGUGCAGUCUUCUUAAUUCAGGCCACCUGAGACAAGAAAUAGAAGACAACAAGAUCAAAGAAACACUUGAACAGCUCUGCAGUCACAGCAAUGCAGAUGUGGUCAAGGAAGCUCUUCUAACACUGCAGAUUUUGAAAGGAGAGUCACCCUACUAGCCCCUUUCCUCUACAGAGCAAUUCUGUGCUUCUGCUGAAGCAGAUGCAAUAAAAUGCCAGCUCCGCCAACGCCACCUUGCAUUUGUCAUUCUGCUGCACGGAUGCUAUUAAAGACUAGGUACAACCCCUGCUUUUAAAACUGCACAAACAAAGAUUUGACCGAGAUCUCUAUUACUGCUAUUCUUCACUGAGCUACCAACACAUGCAGUAGGAUAAAUUCCAUCAAACAAGAGUGUUUGUAAACAUGAUGUGAGAACAAGCAGGCAAUUACCACUUCUGUAUUUUAAGCUGCUUCAUUUUCCCAACUCAGAGUCACACAAUUUUUAUUUGAAUUAUUUCAAAACCACUGUGAUUUGAAAAUGAUUAUAAAAAUCUAAAUCUUGGAUGACACAACCCAAAACAAUAAAGAUUUAGUUUAGAUGUGAGCCACUGAUUAAACAAAGCAAAGGGCUAAUUGGUACCAACUCAGCUCCUGCACACUGUGAGUAUAACUGUGUACCCUGUUGUUAACUGGAAAUCUCACAACCAUCCAGAAGGCUGUACCUUCAAACCAAACCCCUCUCCUCUUCCUCCUUUUAAUUUCUACAUUAGAAAUCAUUUGAGCUUGUAGCUGCUAAUAUAACAAGCUUCACUGCUAAGCGCCUGAGGUCACCAGGUCAUCCUGUGGUCAGAGAUAUGGUUGUUAUAACCUGGAAUUACAUGCAGUCCAAACAGUACUUGGACAAUACUCAAAUUAAAUCCCAAGGAGGCUGUGGAUGCCCCAUCCCUGGAAGCAUUCAAGGCCAGGUUGGAUGUGGCUCUGGGCAGCCUGGUCUGGCGGUUGGUGACCCUGCACAUAGCAGGGGUUUGAAAAGAGAUGAUCGCUGCGGUCCUUUUCAACCCAGGCCAUUCUAUGAUGCUAUGUUUUAUGGGUUAAAGCACACAGCCAUAAGGGCAUCCUAUAACUUUCCAGUGUCAAAAUACAACAGUUUCAGCCAAGCUGAACAUCAGAAUGAGGUACGGACCUGUGCCUAAACCAGGCAUUAAGAUGGAAUAUAUCAGGAUUAUUACAAGCUUUUUAUAUCUUCUAUAUACACACACCCCUCAAGUAGCCACACACAGGUUGCUGUUUUUAACAGAAGUGAUCCAGCCUUAACAUUCUACAGUAUUUAUCCUAGAUGUAUGAAUGACAAAGCCAUUAUCUAUUGGCUAAAUGUUUCUGAUACUUUGAAAAUUCAAAGCAUGUUUUUGUCUUAUCGUAUUCAAGUCAAAAUCAUCAACAUAGAUACACCAAAAUAUUAAGUAAACAUUAUGUUUAGACUUACUAGGUUACUUCCCUUCUGUACUCAGUAAUCACAGGAUCAUUGCUCAGGCAGAACAAACAAGACUGUAAGUCACUGAGUGAUACCUGGACUAGUGGCAGCCACAGUACAACCAUCAGUUUCCAUCUUAACAUAUGUCUGCAAAUUGCAUCACUGUUUCUCUGCAAACUUAUUGGUUUUUUGCAUGGGUUUCUAUUAGGAAUGAAGAGAAAAGCACACAAGUUACCCAUUAUUCAGUCAAGACUGCAUUAAAAAAAAAAAAAAAAAAAGAAAGAAAAAAAAUCAAGAAUUAAGCUGAGUGAAAAAAAAACAUAUGCAAGUAUUAGCACACCUUACCCUCACAGAAGAAAAUAGCAGUAGUGAGUGCAAGCAAUAAAUGUUAGAAACCAAAUUCCAGCAGUACAAAACAUUUAUUUUAUUUAAUCAAAUGUAAGGCUUGAGGAAAAAAUAAUAUUUAUAUAUACCAAAAGUCACUCAGAAAAGCCAUCUCAGAAGAGACAGAACCUCUCCUUCCACGGGAUAAACAUUCAAGCUGCAAGAAAACCCAUAGGCAUUAUGGGAAUGAAGAGGAAAGGGUAGAAUGGAGAGACAAAAAGCAAGGCAAUGCUAUUUAUAAACCAAGUGCCACAUGAACCUCAAUGUACUUGAUGUACAAAUCUAUCCACGUGGCACUGCACAAGAGUUAAUAGAAAUAAAGACCCCUUGGAAAGUAAUGUUCAGACUUUGAAGAGGUGACCGAAGCUCUCUCGGUCACUGCACUCUUAUCUGUGCUCGUAUUCAUCCUCCUUUUUGUACACAAACCAACUGCGUUCAAACACACAUAAGAAACAAGAGCAUUUGCACUGUCAGAACAAAUUGAGAAAUAAAUACAUUGCUUCACAGAAACAUACUGUGCUCAUUUCUGAUAAAUAAAAGUGAUCACACAUUGAAAAGUUCCCUUUGCUCAGUCCAGUUGUACAAGUCUGAUCUCGUAUGUGAAGCCUUCAUUAAAUACCUUGUUUUUGUUGUAGUGUUUGUGGAGUCGUUCCAAAUGCAACCAAUAAAAUCUCAACAUCGACAAUUUAUCAAACCUCUUCUUGCCAAACUGUUGAUUUGCUUCUCCUCCAGGGAUUCAAAGCAGGCUCACACCCAACUUCUUAUUCUGACAAGACUUGUUUGAACCAUAAACUCAACUGUUAGGCAUGAAGUCACUGUGGGUCCAUAUAAAAGGUGCUAAAUAAAACUUUUAAGUACAAAAUGGUAAGAAAGUAUUCCAAGUCUGAAAUUACAGUAGCCACAUGUACCACCACCAAAGGGUGUACUUCAAAUCGCUUAGAACGUAAAACAGCCUACAGCCACGGGAUUGUAAAAAUUUUACUCCAUAAAUGCAGAGAAGUCUAUCCACUGUGAAAAAAGAAGUGUUCAUGAACGUAAAGAGCCUCAGAUACAUUGACUGAACUUGCCCUCCUGAAUUCAGUUCUAAAGAUCCCGAAGAGUAAUGAUACAAAGCUGGUGUUAACAUGGCCAAGGCCACUAUGUACAAACUGUGUUAGGACAACACUGAUACAAACCCAAAAACUGAAGAACCAAAAGAAGCCAAGUAUCCAUUUGUCUUCAGGCAUCUUGGCAAGAUAUGCAGACAGGGAGAUUCUGAUUGAUGGUGCAGGCCCUUGGUAGCAGCUAACUUCAGUGCAUGAACUCCAUUCUGAUCUCACUGAAGACACAGUGAACUCUUGAAACAACCUCCCAGCGCUAUGUGCUUUGUAUCCAAAAAAUGACCAAGUGAAAUGUACUCCCAUGACUCCAUUUUCAACACGAUGUUUACAAACAGAAAGCUACAACAGGAAGGAUCCUUCUCUGAUUUUACAUACAUCAGAUUAUUACACAGAAUAAAGCAAGCUGGUUGACAAGGUGUUGUAAUAGUUUUGAGCACCAGAGUUAAAAGCAAAGGGUACUGAACACUGCUUUGAUGCUUGCAAAGAGGCAGUAAAUGCAGCAAACAUUUGGCUGCUCCUAAUGAAUUACACUCAACAAACGGGUAAUAAAGACCACAAUUUCAAGGCUCUGCAGAAGAAAUGCAUCUUGCUUCAUCUGCCUUCAUUGAUCUACUGCUAUUUUUCCCUUGUUGCAUAAGGAAGCUAAAAAAGUAUCACGGUGCACUUGAACAGAUUUUACUUUCAGGUUUUUCAGACGAAUAAUGGUGGACUGUUCUCUGUACUAAGGAAAUCAGCCAUCCUUAGACAAGCUUCCUUUUCUUCUUCUGUCUCAAUCACUGGCUGGAAAAAGAACUAACAAAGCUGCACUGAAAUACACAUGAGAAGCACAGCAUUGCCUGUGAAGUGUUUCAUGGGCUGAAGAGCUAGAAGGACAUCUGGACAACUGACACAAAGCUUCUUACUGCAAGUCAGCUUCUGCCAGUAAAACAUUCAUUAACACAUGCACAAUACGAAAAUGGAAAUGAAAGAUUUAGGAGUCUGGUUUCCUUAGAAGGCCAUGUACUUUGGAAAUACAACAAUCAAGUCCUUCACACAGACUGCACGUAAUAAAAAGUCAUUAGAAAAAUAUAUACUUCUCUAAAAUUUACACUCUCAGGCACUGUAAAAAAAAACAAAAACAAACACACAACAACCUGCUCUCCCUGAAAAAAUGGGUGCCACUGGAAGCAGUAAACAAUAACAGUUAGACAGCCUACUGUAAAACCAACAACUACCUCCUAGAAGUUUCCAUCCAUAUACAUCCAUCUUUGAUAGAUUAAAAUAGCACGCCAGGCAUGGCCGCGCUUUUGCAGCCACUGCAGUCCUAAUCCAAAGACUUUCAGAGAACACUGGGCAUCUUACUGAGCUCCAGAUCAACCACCAGGAAAAAAGGAUGGUAAGAAGAGUUCAGGUUUCUUCUGGUAAAAGCAAAAACAAUAAAAACCCACAGAAGUUGCUCAAGCAGAAAUAAUUAAAUUUGAUAUCAUAACAAAAAUCUGUGAAGAAAUGGUUCUUGCCAGCACACUGUGAUUGGCCUUUGAACCAUGUAUUAGAAUACCAACAGAAUUGAUGAUUUAGUAACUUCAUAGAAGAUUCAUAAAAAAAUUCAAAAGCUAGUGUUCUUCUAAAUGCAUACUUUCUGAUUUAAAAAAAAAA